CCCAAAUUCUAACCCACAGGUCCUCGACCUGCUCCUCACUAUUUCUCAGAGGAAGAUCCUUACAAUCAAUCCAGUCUUUAGGACAGAGGGCAAAACUAGGAGUGGACUGUAACUACUGUAAAACUGUAUGGUGACAAAAUGAGGAGUCUGAAAUCUCAAUUAGAAGCUUACCGAGAGCUGAUGAACAAGAACAGCCAAUACUGGCAAAAUUUAGCUAAGAGCCUGAGGGAAAUUAACAGUCAACUGAGCCAAGAGAAGGAAGUUCUUCUUCAUCAAAUGAAACAACAAACAGAGAAAUGGGAAGAAAAAAAGGUCAGGAUUCUUGAAAAUCUGUCUAAAACAAUCAGUCAUCUUUAUGCCCAACACACAUUGACUUUGCAGGAAUUUCACAACAUCAGUCUGUAUGUGGAAAGAGUGUCAGACCAUGUGGAUUUCCAGAUCAAAAUUCUUCAGCACAAAUCUGAAAAGACCGAAGACUUGGAAAAAGCAGAUGUGCUCAUUUUAAAAUCAAAAGCAGAACAAGGAGCUAAUGAAGAGAAGUCUGAAAACUCAGUGGAAAUGGGACCUCUGUGGCAAGCACACAUCAUACUGCAAAAGAUACAGGAGUCUUUACGGAAACGAGAAAGAGAAGUUACUGAGCUCCUAGAAAGCGAAAGAAGAUAUAACAAUGCAGUGAAACCUGAAAUUACAGUCCUAGUAUUCUUGAAAAAUCUAGCUAAGAAGGUUCACACCUUAUACUGUGAUGUCCCUGAGGCACAGCAGUACAUCAAUCAGCUUGUCAGGAAGAAUGAGGUUGAAAGGGCUGGUUGGAAAGAAGCCUUUAAUAAAGCUCAGGCUGACAUUUCGUCCUAUGAAGUGCUUUAUGGAAAUGAACCUAGGGAUGACAAAAGCAACAGGACACAGUUCUCUAUGAAGCUUUUCAGAAAUCUUGGGAGAGCAAAGUCUGAAUUAGAAUUUGCUGAAACAGAGAAGAUAGUUUUUGAUUGUAUCCAGACUGGGGAAAUCCCCAACUGGAUUAAAAGAGAUUGUCCUUAUGUAGUCUUGACAGAAGACCAUAAGGAUGUAUGCUCUAGAGAGAUAAGUCAGCAUUCAGAGGAAAUAAUGCAAAAGUUUGAAAUGGAAAUGAAGGUGGUCAAGAAAACAAUGGAACAGUAAAAAACACACCAACAAUGGAACAAGUUUCCUGUUUUAAAGGGGACGCUGGAUGGACGUCUUGAAUAAUAGAAACAUUUUCUACAGCAGCUUCAUGAUAAAAAAUGAAUUGGAAGAACUUCAAGCCCACUAUUUACUCUCAAGAAACUUUUGGAGUUUCAGUGUUUUGAAACUUUUAGUCACUUUAAGAAAUAUUUUGAAGACAUCUUUAAAUACAAAACAACAAAACGCACACACAAAGCCCCCCCACUAUUGUAUCCUGAAAGAAUUUGACUGAACAAAAGAGCCUAAAUGCUUUAUUUAAGCAGAUACAGAUCUGUUUGUAAGUGGAUGGGAUUAAUCUCACCAAAUUUCUGAUGUCUAAAAUUAUGUAUCUAACAUGUAUCUAUAAGAAUAGAGAGAUGGCUCCAAACUGUAUUUUUUCCCAGAGCACAAACAGCUCUGUUCCACGGAGAGAAGGCUCAGGGUGAAAUGCUGUUUGGGUGUUAAAAUGUUAAUAAUAAGCACGAUCUGUCCAGAUUAAACUAGGAACUCAAAAAAAUAACUUUUUGUUUAUUUGUUUUGUGGUUUUGGUGGUGGCCUUUUGUUAUUAUUUUUUCAAGUAAAAGAUUUACUCUUAGCUUUAAAUGUUUUGGACAAAGAAAAGCACAUUUGUACACAAAAGGAAAAUUAUGCUUAUUUUUAAAGACCAUGCUGAAAGAUGCAUGGCCAGCUAUAGCAGUCAUUGGACUAGACCACCAUUCCAAGUGAAAGCCUUCAGAGAACUCCCAGACAUGUUGCUUUUCUUUGUCUUUCCCUUUUUAAAAUAAUUAUGUAGUGGGAACAUGUUUUUAAUUCUGCACAUAAUAAAAUAAAAGGAAUGAAUCCCAGUGGACCACACCAUAUCUGACAGACCAUGUUAUGGCACAACUGUGAAUUUUGUAUAUGGGCUCAGUUGAAAGUAUAUACCAGCAGAGUCUUUUUCAAUCAAACAGAUGCUUUUAUGUAUUGAUGUCAUGGUUAUAUGAUUCUUGUUAUUGGUAUUAUUUCAUAUUAUCAUGUGAAGCACUGAAAGUUAAAGAGUUAAUGCCCCAUUUCUGUAGACUGCCGAAUUUCCUGCUACCUGUUUCUCAGAAGGAAAGAAGAACUACAUAUCACAGAGGACUUUGUAUCCUCUGCUUAUUUGAACAGCAUCCCUGUUUUCCUCCCAGGUGGCACUGCCUGUGCACGCCCUUCUUUUCUCUCAGGUUGACCAACAGAUCCUUGAUGAGCCAUGGUGGUUUCCUGCCUCCCUUGCCUGUUUUCCUAUCUCCAAAACAGCAUAGAAAAUAACAAAUUCAAAGUGUGUCUUAGAUUACAUACAUUAUUUGAAUUUAAAGUAUUCUGAAUAAUCUGAAGUGCUUUUACACUGUUCGUCUAUUCUUAAUCAAGUGUUACUAUUAUGCUGCACUAGGGAAAUAUGGUGUUUUUUUUUCAUUAUAUAUCAUUUCAUAUGCUGCUUCUCUCAAUUCUAGCUUGAGUUAUUACAGACUUACAUAACAUGGCUCAUAGUCAAUUUACUUUCUGACACAUUUUUCACUGCAAGAGCUUUACAACUUGAGGGGAGGUAAUCUUGAAUAAAGAUUUAACAGCACCCAGGAGAUGAAGCUGGUCACAUACUCUUGAACAGGCAAAUCUAUCAGCUACAUUCAUGCAGUAAGAAGCUCUGGUAUAUUAUAAAAACAUGCUCAAGAGAAAGCUGU
Messenger RNA from Tympanuchus pallidicinctus (lesser prairie-chicken), 2873 nucleotides. RefSeq lists its product as uncharacterized. NCBI's taxonomy places the organism in Eukaryota, Metazoa, Chordata, Aves, Galliformes, Phasianidae. The coding region runs from base 139 to 1155 and encodes 338 amino acids. The transcript has 10 exons. The record is from RefSeq and is a predicted model, not a curated record.